UCUUGACAAUUAGCACACAGUCACCCUGCUCCUGCAUAACCAAACAACUGGAGCCAAAGAACUAUAAAAUGGAGGCAAGAUGGACCAAGAAGAAGAAAAAGCGACGAGGAGAAGAAGCGACGGCUAACGGACAGAAAAAGAAGAGAGAUGGCUCAGAGAAGAACCAGUGGAACCAACCUCUUCAUGACAGUGUUGUGUGUGGUGGCAAUGUGCAGAGCCGUCCCCAUCAACGAACUGCUCGAGCGAGCCUCUCAGCACUCUGACAAACUGCACUCGCUCAGCACGACGCUCACCCAGGAGCUGGACUCUCACUUCCCUCCUAUAGGCAGGGUGAUCAUGCCGCGUCCCGCAAUGUGCCACACCUCCUCUCUACAGACGCCCAUUGACAAGGACCAAGCACUUCAAGUAUCGGAGUCAGAUUUGAUGUCCCUGGCUCGCUCCCUCCUCCAAGCCUGGUCGGACCCUCUCGUACUCCUGUCCUCCUCCGCUAGUGCCCUGCCUCACCCAGCACAAAGCACCAUAUUCAACAAGAUCCAGGAGAUGCAGCAGUACUCCAAAAGUCUCAAGGAUGGCCUGGAUGUACUAUCUAGCAAGAUGGGUUCAUCUGCUCAGGCCAUCACUUCACUGCCCUACCGAGGAGGCACCAGCCUCGGCCAGGACAAGAUUACCAAGUUGAUCAACUUCAACUUUCUGAUGUCCUGCCUCCGUCGGGACUCUCACAAGAUUGACAGCUUCCUGAAAGUCCUACGCUGCCGGGCAGCAAAGAUGCAACCAGAGAUGUGCUGAAGAGUGGGUGUCCAGCCUGACUCUGUGGGGAGAUUGUUCUGAAAGCUUGUACUGCCUAUAGAAUUAUACAUGGUACUAUAUUCCUACCUGCUGAUUAGUUUUGCAACACAAGGAUAAGGAGGAGUUAUAAGUUACA
Molecule: messenger RNA, 922 nt
Organism: Pundamilia nyererei
Lineage: Eukaryota; Metazoa; Chordata; Actinopteri; Cichliformes; Cichlidae
Gene: prl
Product: prolactin
Exons: 5
Coding region: 148-786 (212 amino acids)
Biological process (GO): positive regulation of cell population proliferation; positive regulation of receptor signaling pathway via JAK-STAT; response to nutrient levels
Cellular component (GO): extracellular region
Molecular function (GO): hormone activity
Source: RefSeq, a predicted model, not a curated record